Molecule: messenger RNA, 467 nt
Organism: Coffea eugenioides
Lineage: Eukaryota; Viridiplantae; Streptophyta; Magnoliopsida; Gentianales; Rubiaceae
Product: gamma-glutamylcyclotransferase 2-3-like
Exons: 3
Coding region: 69-467 (132 amino acids)
Biological process (GO): glutathione catabolic process
Cellular component (GO): cytoplasm
Molecular function (GO): gamma-glutamylcyclotransferase activity; glutathione specific gamma-glutamylcyclotransferase activity
Source: RefSeq, a predicted model, not a curated record
CUCUCACUUUUUACAGAGAGUUGCUUUCUCAAUCUCAUUUCGUUAAUCGCAUUAUAACCCAAAAACUCAUGGCGAUGUGGGUUUUUGGCUACGGUUCUUUAAUUUGGAAAACUGGCUUCCACUAUGAUGAUCGCCUUGUGGGCUUCAUCAAAGGCUAUCGUCGGGUCUUCUACCAAGGGAGUACUGAUCACAGGGGCACUCCAGAAUUCCCAGGUAGAACUGUCACAUUGGAGCCUGCUGAAGGGGAGGUUUGUUGGGGUGUUGCAUACAAGAUAAUCCGGAAGGAAGAUCAAGAAGAAGCACUGACGGUAUGUUUUUUUUAUACUUUAUCGUAUGCAUGUUACAUUAGUAAGUAUCAAUUUUUGGCAUUUACUGUUCUUUACACUGUCUUGUUGGAGGAAAAGGGGUCCAUGUUGUAUUCAUCUCAAAUUUUGGUUACUUUAAUCAGUAAUAUGCCUCAGACUUGA